Messenger RNA from Phasianus colchicus (ring-necked pheasant), 2328 nucleotides. RefSeq names its product SWI/SNF related BAF chromatin remodeling complex subunit D1 (gene SMARCD1). The record is from RefSeq and is a predicted model, not a curated record. Lineage: Eukaryota; Metazoa; Chordata; Aves; Galliformes; Phasianidae.
CCACCGGUGGGCACUGGAGCGGUUUUCUUCUUCCCCCCGCAGCGCCCCGGGAUGUUACCGGGCAGCCGCCUGGCGCCGCAGGGCCCCUCCAUGGGGCCGCCCGGCUACGGCGGGAGCCCGGCGGUGCGGCCCGGCAUGGCGCAGGCCGGCCUGGACCAGGCCCGCAAGAGGCCCGCGCCGCAGCAGCUGCAGCAGGUGCAGCCCCAGGCGGUGCCCAACCGCAACCACAAUGCUAAGAAGAAGAAGAUGGCAGACAAAAUUCUACCUCAGAGGAUUCGUGAACUUGUGCCUGAGUCUCAAGCUUAUAUGGACCUGCUGGCCUUUGAAAGGAAGUUGGACCAGACGAUCAUGAGAAAACGCUUGGAUAUCCAGGAGGCAUUGAAACGACCCAUUAAGCAAAAGCGAAAGCUACGUAUUUUUAUCUCCAAUACCUUCAAUCCAGCCAAGUCAGAUGCAGAGGAUGGUGAAGGAACAGUGGCCUCCUGGGAGCUUCGAGUGGAAGGACGGCUGCUAGAAGACUCUGCUUUGUCCAAAUAUGAUGCCACCAAACAGAAAAGAAAGUUCUCAUCCUUCUUUAAAUCUCUGGUCAUUGAACUUGAUAAAGACCUCUAUGGCCCUGACAAUCACCUGGUAGAGUGGCACAGAACUGCUACAACUCAGGAGACAGAUGGCUUCCAGGUGAAGAGGCCAGGAGAUGUCAACGUGCGCUGCACUGUCCUUCUGAUGCUUGAUUACCAGCCUCCCCAGUUCAAACUGGAUCCCCGCUUGGCUCGUCUCCUGGGGAUUCACACUCAGACUCGCCCAGUGAUCAUCCAGGCUUUGUGGCAAUAUAUCAAGACCCACAAGCUGCAGGACCCUCAUGAGCGGGAGUACGUCAUUUGUGACAAAUACCUCCAGCAGAUAUUUGAAUCUCAGCGGAUGAAGUUCUCUGAAAUUCCACAAAGACUUCAUGCACUGCUUAUGCCUCCAGAACCAAUCAUCAUUAACCAUGUGAUCAGUGUUGAUCCUAAUGACCAGAAGAAAACAGCCUGUUAUGACAUUGAUGUGGAGGUGGAUGACACCUUGAAGACUCAGAUGAAUUCAUUCCUGCUAUCAACUGCCAGUCAACAGGAAAUUGCUGCUCUGGAUAACAAGAUCCAUGAAACAAUAGAGACAAUUAACCAGCUGAAGACCCAGCGUGAGUUCAUGCUGAGCUUUGCCCGAGAUCCUCAGGGCUUCAUCAAUGACUGGCUCCAGUCCCAGUGCCGGGACUUGAAGACGAUGACUGAUGUUGUUGGGAAUCCUGAAGAGGAGCGUAGAGCUGAGUUCUACUUCCAGCCAUGGGCUCAGGAAGCUGUGUGCAGAUACUUUUACUCCAAGGUUCAGCAAAGACGGCAGGAGCUGGAGCAGGCCCUGGGGAUCCGCAACACAUAGGCCUUCAUCUCCUCCCAAACCAGAAGGCAUCAGAGCUGCUUGUGGAGACAGGGUGCUUCAGAGCACACAGUUAAGGCUCACUAACCACGCUGUGGUGCCAAGGCCUGCACCGUCAUCCAUCCUGGCAUUGUCUCUGCUGGGGCAGCUCUACGACCUGGGGUCUUCUGGGGUGUGGCAAGCAGACAGGCUCCAACAAGUACACACUUCUACCUGGUUUUCUUCCUGACUGUUGCCUUGUCAGUCCCAAGGCUUCCAAGAGCCUCCCCUUGACCCCGUGCUGCCUGUAGUGUCCCCAGUAGCCAGUAUGAAUGCUGACUUUGAGCUCCUCUCAAGUUCAGAAACUCUUCCUCUUCCCGUUCCUCUUCAACUAGCAUCUAGUUGUGGCACACGUGAGACCUGACUGGGAAGUCAGGAUCUGCUCAAAGGGCGGAGUUCUGUGGCUAGUCUGGUCUCUGCCUCAGUUAGUAGCAAGGUACCAGGAGAUGGAGUGGGCAGGAUGCUGACAUACCUCCAGCCCUCCCCUCCCUCGCUGGGAGGGGGCUGCUGCACUGGGCUGCCUCACAGGUCACUCUCCUCCUUGAGGAAGUUACUGGACUGUAUAGAGAAUUGUUUCUUCCCUUGUCCCUUUUUCCUUGUCCUGCUCCCUUCACGUUUAUGAAAGACUGCCUUGAGCUGGGAAUCACAGGGGAGAUGAAGCAUGUCUUACUGCACAGAUGUGGAAGUGCUGGAGAGCUGAGAAAAAGACUCUGCUUAUGGUUCCAGCAAGCCAGCUGGCUGCUUGCUUUCCCUGUAGUGGGGAGGGAAUGCAGCAGCUGCCCAGUGCAAUUGUGCAGGGGCAGACUACUGUAUGCUCAUUCCUUUGGGACAGUUAUCAUGUGUCAUUUGCUGUGGGGACCAGAGGUUCCUUCCUGUGGA